Laetiporus sulphureus 93-53 is the source of this 842-nucleotide messenger RNA. RefSeq lists its product as uncharacterized. Bases 1 to 780 code for a protein of 259 amino acids. The record is from RefSeq and is a predicted model, not a curated record. The transcript is spliced from 8 exons. Lineage: Eukaryota; Fungi; Basidiomycota; Agaricomycetes; Polyporales; Laetiporaceae.
AUGAUGUAUGACAUCGCACGUACAAGCAACUCUCAUAGCCUUUCGCAUAUUGAGAGCGGUUCAUCUUGCUCCGGUACGCUUUACGGCAUUCUAUAUUCAUUCAUGGGUUACCGGUUCAUGUACGGAGCAAGCUCACCUUUGGCCGACCUGAAUAAUGCAGCGCCAGUCAAACAAGAACCAAUAUACUCCAAGGAAUCCCAACUCAGUAACUCAGCCAUCGGCUCCGAGAGGACAGUGCAUGUAAUUGACUCUGUCGGACAUGGCCGCAUCGACGGAACAUUCUGGCUAUUCCUGAGAAUUGAGAGCGAUGACGCAUUGGCCUUGACGCCCCACGGAGAAAACGUAACACAUGGGAAGCAGUGGCCCCGCAUCCCGUCGCGAUUGCGCCGGGUAGCUUGCGAAACGUGCGGGACUUGCCACGGUAUGUGGUAUGACACCUGUACGAGAGAGCCUGAUGCCUCCUCAACAGCAAGAGUACAUCCCAGCAAUUCGAAUCAAACAUCUACUGCACUCCUGAAGAAACAUGGCAGCUACCUGCGUGAUGCGCCUCAACAACCAGCUCUCGGAAAACAUCUUCGCGCAGACUUGCAGAAGACUGGCCAGGCGGCCUUGCUUAGUUGGGAAGCGUCAUCGGUCGGCCCCGCGAAUGAGCUCCUAUGGACCGUCAAAUGCAAAUUGAGGGGAGAAAUCAAGGGUGAAGCAAGCAGCAGGUCUAAACAUGAGGCAAAGGAAAUGGCAGCUCGGAGGGCGCUAGAAUCCCUGGGGGCUGCUCUGCCUUAGAGUAGACACAUGGCCGUGGUUACAGUAUUACCAUCUAGAUUAUCAUACAUAACACACAAUAG